Messenger RNA from Triticum aestivum (bread wheat), 1721 nucleotides. RefSeq lists its product as uncharacterized. The transcript is spliced from 7 exons. The coding region runs from base 149 to 1234 and encodes 361 amino acids. Lineage: Eukaryota; Viridiplantae; Streptophyta; Magnoliopsida; Poales; Poaceae. The record is from RefSeq and is a predicted model, not a curated record.
GUCCCGAUACAUACGGGGAAUAUCAAUUCUUGCGCUUUUUAGUUAGAAGAAAACGGAAUCCUCCGAUCUCCUCCCCUCGGCCCAACGAGCAAUAUCGAUCCAGACCCUAGUGCCGCGGUACCUCUUCCACCCCGCCAAGCCAACCUCCAUGGCCACCCGCCGAAACGUCGACGAUGAAGUGCGCCUCGCCACCCGGACGGAACCCCGGAGCCUAGAGGCGUCGGCGGCGCAAGACAUCUUGUUCUUGAAGGAGGCUCUCGACACUGCAACAUUGGGGGAAUCAUCUGUCACUGCCACUUCCUCUUCCUGCCCGCAGGUGGAGACAGUAGCUGCUGAUGAGAGAGGCGUCGGGCUCUCGCCGCCACCACCUGGGCGUUUGUCUCCUAGUCCUGGGACACCGGCCAUCACGUCCCGGAGACCUUAUAAUUGGGCCAAGACAUUUAUCAUCAGAACUGAUCUCCGGGGAUCAGUCCACAUAUACCCUCCUAUUGGUGGGCCAUUCCAGAGCGUACAGCAAGCUGAUGAUGCUAUCAGUCGCCAUCUCGAUGACCUGCGGGAUAAGAACGUGUGCUUAGAUGGGAUGUCCUGGAGCGAGAGAGUUACAAGGCGGGCUCUUUACCGGCCUGAUGGUACAAGGAAGAAGCUUUCAAAGUCGUUAUUAGAACCCGAAAGGCUUAACCAUACACGCCUAUUGGUUCAAGCUCUACUGGACAAAUAUAACGAGGACCACAAUCUUUUGGGGAAUCUCGCAUAUGAACUCAAAGAUAUCGUGUGCAUCCAGUCAGUUUGUGAGGGCAGCCCCCAUAAGUACGACUGGUACUAUCAUCUCAAUUUCACUACAAGGGCUAAAGGAGAUGAUGAAUUUCACAGUGGCACCGAUAAUCUGUUCUUUGCGGAAAUCACACAUAUUGGAGGACCAUAUAAAGAUUUUGCGCUCAGCUGUUUCUACAUGCUUAAAUCUAAUGAUAAUGGUCACUGCCGCGGUUGUACGUAUAACAAAAGGGUUAACUUGAAGCACCCUAAUGAUGCUGAUGAAUACUCUGGUGGUCACUUGGAUCCAUAUUUGCCAUACGGUGGUGACACUAAUAUUCAACAUAGCAGCUCUGAUGAGAAUUUGGACGCCGAGGAGGAAGCUAGGCUGCAAGCUAAGGAGGAGGCUAGGGUAAAGCGUAUAUACGCGUGCCUUGAUGAUCCUACUUUUUUUGGAGAAAAUGAGAAGGCGCUUCAAAGAUGAUCCGCGUGCCGAAGCUUUUUUCCAGCCAAAAAAAAAGUCAUGACCCUCAGCAUGCAACACCAUUAGCGAAUCAGCAGGGUGGAGUGGAAGAUUGAAGCGGCCUACUCCACCUUUUUAUUUGCCUCAAACUAAUUUGGAAGAUAGGAAUUCUGUAGAAAUUCUAAUGGCCAGGGGAGGAGGGAGAAAUACAAUUGGUACCAGCUAGGCUCCAAGGUAUUGUUGUGCAUACUACGCUGUUGUUUAAGAUUGUGCAAACAUGACAACCCACUUGCAAAUAUAUAUUUUGCCAACGGAAAGCUUUUAAACGUUCAAUCUCCCCAAUUCCGUACUCAGGUAGCUUGGCAGGGGAAACUUAUGUGUCCACUGCUGCUAGACUUACGCUCACCAACGCCUGUCUCUCCGCCAUCCCAACAUUUGUGAUGGGUCUCUUUAUCUUAGGGGAAGAAGCGCACAUGAAAUUUGACAAAGUGAGAGCUGCUUUUUCUGG